This is a messenger RNA of Cottoperca gobio, 1626 nucleotides long. Its product is annotated as 5-hydroxytryptamine receptor 1D. Gene Ontology annotation, cellular component: membrane. The record is from RefSeq and is a predicted model, not a curated record. NCBI's taxonomy places the organism in Eukaryota, Metazoa, Chordata, Actinopteri, Perciformes, Bovichtidae. Gene Ontology annotation, molecular function: G protein-coupled receptor activity. The transcript has 3 exons. Gene Ontology annotation, biological process: G protein-coupled receptor signaling pathway. Bases 1 to 1626 code for a protein of 541 amino acids.
AUGGAUGACCCGGGUGGCUCCUGGUCGGUGUCCCUGCAGGCAGCAGCAGCAGCAGCGGCCAACACGAGCUGGUCAGGUGCCGCGGGGCUCGGUGUGUCCGCGCAGAGCCAGCUGCUGCUGGAGAUCCUCAUGGUUCUCAUGUGUUUGGGCGCUGUGACAGGUAAUAUUCUUGUCAUUGUUAUUGUGGCUGCAACCAAGACUCUCCAUUCGGUGACGUCAGUGCUGAUCAUGAACCUGGCCAUCAGUGACCUCCUGGUGGGCGUCGGCGUGAUGCCUUUUGUUGCUUUGUCCAUCAUGAACCACGGAUGGGAGGAUUGUACUGACCUCUGUCUGUACGUGGGUUACACCUCCUCUGUGUACUGCACAGCUUCUGUACUGACGUUAGCAGCCAUUGCUCUCGACCGCUACCACUCCAUCAUGGACUGCCUGCGCUACAGCUCCCGCUGCACCCUGUGGAGGAUCUGUGCUGUGGUCCUGUGGAUCUGGCUGCAGGCUCUGGUCACCAGUUGUCCUCCCCUGCUGGGCUGGAGCUCCAUCAGCUAUGUUGUUCCCAUGUACAGCUGUGUAGUCAACUGGGACAGCAGUCCCAGCUACACUGCUUUCAUGACUGCCCUCUCCUACCUCAUACCAGCUGUGGUCAUCCUCUUUUGCUACGUGAACAUCGUCAAGGUGGCCCGCAGCCAUGCCAGGAGGAUUCAUACAUUGGAGGACUCUGUGCAGCGCAGCAGGAAUCCAAGCUCUGCCUUCGCUGGGGAUUCAUCUCACCAUCACUGUAGGAGCCUCCACAGCCCCUCCAGACUGAUUUAUCAUGUAAGUGGACAGUUUGUGUCUGAGGUCAGUAGAGAAGAGGGAACUUAUAUCAGAUCUGCUCUCCCUGAUUCUGUGACAGAGCAGAAUAACCCUACAUCCAGACGUUUGGUCUCCUUUCUGGCUCAGAGCGCCUCCCAGCCCCAGCUGCAGAACUCCCAGCAGCACCAUAACCACCAUGGACUGGUGCGUCUCUUCCUGGUCAUCGCAGCUUUCUUCCUCUGCUGGACACCUUACAUAGGCGUGGCCCUGGUUCAGGCCACAGAAACUGCAAUCUCAGGCCAAUCCAGCCUCAUCCCACCCUCUGCUGUCACCUUUUCCUACUGGCUGGUGUUGCUGAACUCUGACAUCAACCCAUUGCUAUACGCUCUGCUCAGCAAACGUUUCCAGGGCGCUCUUCAGGGACUGAGGCAAAAAAUAAGAGCACGAUUUGGGAGUGUGGUGGGCAGGCGAGGGGGGGUUAGGGCAGAGGGAGAUGACGGCAGGAGCAGCGAUCCCUGCACUCUGUCCACCACCCAUCCUGGCCCGCCUUCCAGCUCUGGUGAUGACUCCAAGUAUUCUUCCUCCGUUUUUACCAUUAGCACUGAUUUUAAACAUCACUCUAAGGAGCAUCUAUGCAAAGUGUGUCACCAUGAAAAUACCUCCCCGUCCUGCUCCGUCUGGCAAGAAGCUGGUGAUGAAGGUAGGCUGGACUGCCUGCAGGUCCCCCCUCGACCACUAGAGGGCAGCAGAUUACCUUUCUCUGCUCUGACCAAGGAGCGUCAGGCCACUUUUUUCUACGGACAGAUAAGAGUCAGAGUAGAGCAUGAUGUUUGUUAG